UGAUAUCAAGAUUGUCUGUAGUAACUGACUAUGUAGAGAAGAUCUAUUUGUUUAUGUCUCAUUGAUUUGCUUAAAGAAACAAGAAAGAAGAGUACGUGGUAGGAUAAGAUACAAGUGUAAACUAUAACAAGAAACAGUUGCUUGCUUUGGUUUGCGAAACAUUGAGAUAUGGUAGUUAUCUAUCAGAUAUAGCAGACCAAGUAGACCUACUGAAGACAGAGCAUCUCCUGAAAUAUGACAACAGUUUAGCAGAGGCAUUACUGUUUGAUUUCCUUAUUGGAAAAAAAGGCCUGGUUAGAGCAGGAAGACUUAAGCAAACAAUGACCAGACACAAGACAGAUAUACAGAAAGCAUACCAGAAGAUAUGUGAAGAAGCUGGUGUUACUAGUUUGUCUGAAGUCAUGGAUGAUCAGGACAUAUCAUUGCCAAGGUAUGUAAGAGUAAACCUUAUCAAGACUACAGUGGAGGCAGUUAUAUCAACAUUAGAAUCAGAAUGGGAAUAUGUGGUCUCACCCGCUACCAACAUGAAAAGGUUUAGAAAAACUAUAAAAGAGUUUGAGAAGCACCAUUUUACAAGAGAUCUCCAUUUACCUGAUGUUUUGGUUUUUCCACCUGGGACUGAUUUUCAUGACCAUGAACUAAUGUUAAAAGGGGAGAUAAUUCUGCAAGAUAAGGCAAGUUGUUUUCCUGCCCACAUCUUAAAUCCAACUGAAGGAAGUGUUGUCAUUGACUGUUGUGCUGCCCCUGGCAACAAGACCAGUCAUGUGGCUAGUUUAAUGAAAAAUCAAGGAAAGAUAUUUGCAUUUGACAAAGAUGGAAGAAGAAUGGCAACACUCCAGAAGCUUACAUCUGUAGCUGGUGUAACCUGUGUCAUCACCAGGUGUCAGGACUUUCUAAGAGUCAAUCCUGAUGAUGAGAAGUACAAAGAUGUUGAAUAUAUUCUAGUUGAUCCUUCUUGUAGUGGUUCAGGAAUAGUGAGCAGAAUGAAUAAGUUCACAGAUGAUGAUGACUCCUCUGCUGCUGAUCGUUUAGAGAGCCUUUCAAAUUUUCAGGCACUAAUUUUGGAACAAGCCAUGAAGUUCCCAAAUGUUCAAACAAUCGUUUAUUCAACUUGUUCAAUACAUUCCCAAGAAAAUGAAGAAGUUGUUGAAAAUGUAUACGAAAAAUACCAAGAAAUGUUUGAUUUGUGUAACAUCAUGCCUGAUUGGCCGAUAAGAGGGAUAGAAGGCUAUGAGCAUUCAGAUCAUUUUCUAAGAAUGACACCAGAAACGUCUUUAACAAAUGGAUUCUUUAUUGCUUGCUUUAAAAGAAAAGAUAAUGUUAAAUCCAACAGAAAAAAUGAUGUGGAUUUAAACGCUGAGGAGGAGUCUGACAUGGCAUCUAAGGCUAAAAAGUCAAAGAAACACAAAAAGUCCAAAUUAAAAGAAGAGGAAUCCAAUGUGCAAGAUGAUGAUGAUGGAAUAGUCAGUUUGAAGAAGAAAAAGAAAAAGAAGAAACAUAAGAAAAAAGAAGAAGAAUGUGAUUCUGAUAAAAGUUUCAAUGAGGCAGUUGUUUGUGAAGAAAAUGAGGAACUAUCGUCUACUAAAAAACAUAAAAAAUCUAAACACAAGAAAAAUAAACAUACAGAUGUAGAUGAAAUUGAUUACAAUGAUUCACACAUUGGUGCAAAAGUAGAAAAUGACACUGAUCUUUGUGUAGAUGUGGAAGGUGUGAAGAAAGUAAAAAAACAUAAAAGAAAACAUGAAGAGGACAAUGAGAACAAGACAACAGUUAAUGAUUGUCAUCUUCCAUCUAAAAAGCACAAACACAAACAUGAAAAUAAAAAUGAUUCAUAAGAAUAA
Messenger RNA from Mytilus californianus (California mussel), 1841 nucleotides. RefSeq names its product 28S rRNA (cytosine-C(5))-methyltransferase-like. Gene Ontology annotation, biological process: rRNA base methylation. Gene Ontology annotation, cellular component: nucleolus. Gene Ontology annotation, molecular function: methyltransferase activity. The record is from RefSeq and is a predicted model, not a curated record. NCBI's taxonomy places the organism in Eukaryota, Metazoa, Mollusca, Bivalvia, Mytilida, Mytilidae. The transcript has 8 exons. The coding region runs from base 321 to 1835 and encodes 504 amino acids.